Cataglyphis hispanica is the source of this 1135-nucleotide messenger RNA. RefSeq names its product skin secretory protein xP2-like. Lineage: Eukaryota; Metazoa; Arthropoda; Insecta; Hymenoptera; Formicidae. The coding region runs from base 1 to 768 and encodes 255 amino acids. The transcript has 6 exons. The record is from RefSeq and is a predicted model, not a curated record.
AUGGAAGCACUUUUCGAAGGUGAACAAGUUGAAGUUCCUGUGGCGGAACAACCACCGCCACCGGAACCGACACCGACGCCAGAACCAGCUCCAGCCCCGCCAGUGGAACCCACCCCCACGCCGUCACCAGCACCCUCACCGGCACCUCCAGCGGAAGAUGUCCCUGCAGUUCCUUCCGCAGAAGGUGUCCCACCGGUGGAAGGAGCUGCGCCAGCACCUGCUGAAGGUGCGCCGGCAGAAGGUACCCCAGCAGAAGGUGCCGCUCCAUCUGCAGAAGGUGUUACGCUACCAGCGGAAGGAGCUGUGCUUCCUGAAGGAACUGCACCUGUUGCUUUUGCGGAAGGAACAGCACCGUCAGCGGAAGGCGCACCGGUUGAAGGAGCUCCUCCAGCCGAAGGUUCUGCACCAGUUACUGCUCCUGUCGAGGGUGCACCCGUAGAGGGAACACCAGUGGAAGGUGCAACACCAGCAAUACCGGAAGGAACUCCUGCGGCUCCGCCAACGGAAGGAGUUCCUUCAGCCGAAGGAACUGCCCCUGCCGUAGCUCCAGCAGAAAAUGCUCCUGCUGCAGCUUCAGCAGAAGGUGCACCAGUUGCACCCUCCGAAGGAGCCGCUGCGCCCGCAGAUGCGACCCCCGCAACUCCAGCGGAAACCGCACCGGCGCCUGCCGAAACUAAUCUAGUUUUGAUAUUGCGAGUUACAAUCCGCAUCAGAGGCAAUCCCGCGCUAAAGAGCGCGAAAUACAUCAUGAACGCACCUGCAUCGUAACUUGGGCGGAAAAAAGGUCGAAAAGCGAGAGAAAGAGAAAGAGAGAGAGAGAGAGAGAAAGAGAGAGAGCGAGGGAUAAUACACUUGCCGCAUAUUUUUCUCUCGUUGACGUCAAACCUUGCGAAACAUCUGCAGGGUCAACAAUAAGAAACGGAUAUGAAACCGCGAUCUAUAAGUUACUGCGGCUCGCACUUUUCUUAUCGUCAUCAUCAUUAUCAUCGUUACUGUCAGCGUCCUUCAUCUCUAUCGCCGCUAUUGCUUCAUUACUAUCCUUGCAUAUUCAUCGCCCAUGCAUCACGAAAACUCGCACGUGCCGCACGAGAUGCAAAGGAAACCAGAAUAUGCGAAAAAGAGAGAGGGUGAGAAA